GCGCUGGCGCGGCGGCAUCGGUCACACUGCGGGCGCGAUCACGUCCCGUCCCGCCGCGCUCACGCCGACCGUAUCGCGACGCUAUUCAUUUAUCAAAAAGAUGUUGAGCGAUUCAGACGUGGAAACGCUCUUGCUUUUAUUUGCGCUAGCUAAGAAAAAACAACGGAAACGGAAAUGGGUGCAUGAAAUAAAUCAAAACCGUCGUAAUUAUGGGGAGUAUCACAGACUAUGCCGCGAAAUUUUAUCCCACGAAGAUAAGUUUUACGCCUACUUCAAAAUGACGCAAGAGUGUUUUGAAGAAUUGCAUAGUAUUUUAUGUGAUAAGAUUAGUAAACUAGACACAAAUUGGAGGAGAUCAAUCAGUUCAAGAGAAAGGCUGGCCAUUUGUUUGAGGUACUUAACAACCGGUGAUUCUUAUCAAACAAUUGCAUUUUCUUUUCGGGUUGGACAUAGUACAGUCAGCAAUAUUGUGAAGAAUGUCUGCGUAGAAAUAUGGAUUUUAUUGCAACCAACGUAUAUGCCAGCACCUUCAGAGGAAACAUGGAGGCAAUCAGAAUUUGGAUACAGAGAAUUAUGGAAUUUUCCCAACUGCGUGGGCAGUAUAGAUGGGAAGCACAUUGCUGUUAAAUGUCCUCCAAAUAGUGGAACACAUUACUACUGCUACAAAAAUUACUUCUCUAUCGUUUUGUUAGCAAUCGUAGAUCCAUUUUAUAAAUUUAUCAUUGUGGAUAUUGGUAGCUAUGGUCGACUGAGUGAUAGCGGAAUAUUCGAAAACUCAAAUUUCUAUCAAGCGUACUUAAACGGAAAAUUACUACUACCGCCAAAACCUCUUCCAGGAGGUGAAGAUCCCACACCACAUGUUUUGAUAGGAGAUGAGGGGUUUGCUUUGAAAGAAUAUCUUAUGCGACCUUUUCCUAGAGCAGCCGUUGUACAUGACAACAGAAAAAAAACUUUUAACUAUAGACUUUGUCGAGCUAGACGAGUCGUUGAGAACAGUUUUGGAAUUUUGGCACAGAAGUUCAGAAUUUUCAAUAGACCCAUAGAAACCAAUGUUGAAACCGCAAUACAUAUCGUAAAAGCCGCCUGUUGCUUACAUAAUUUCAUCAGAGUGAAAGGAGAAACAUUUUUUAUUGAUCUAAAGGAAAUACAGAGUGAUCCAAGGGCAUUCACUCCAGUAAGACCCACAAAUCAAAGAUCUCCAAACGCAGCUUUCGAUGUGAGGGAAAAGUUUGUCACCUAUUUUAAUAAUAAUAGAAUAAAUGUAAUAGAAUAAAUAUAAAAACUGUCA
This is a messenger RNA of Helicoverpa zea (corn earworm), 1288 nucleotides long. RefSeq names its product protein ALP1-like. NCBI's taxonomy places the organism in Eukaryota, Metazoa, Arthropoda, Insecta, Lepidoptera, Noctuidae. The coding region runs from base 101 to 1273 and encodes 390 amino acids. The transcript has 2 exons. The record is from RefSeq and is a predicted model, not a curated record.